AUGAAAGUCUACGCUGUAGUAACACCACUUUUGGCAGACUGCAUGAGAAAGAAGAUUGGGGUUAGUAUUUUCUUUAUUUGCAUUUUUACUCUGGGGCAUUACUGGCAAGGCAUGCUGUUGGCUGUACAGGCAAUCCACCAGGAAGGUAUCAUUCAAUCGGACCUGAAGCCUACCAACUUUCUGCUUGUAAAUGAGACUGUAAAGCUGAUUGACUUUGGUAUUGCAUCUUCCAUUCAGCAAGACAUGACAAGUGUGAUUAAGGAUAGUCAGGCUGGAACCUUUAAUUAUAUGAGCCCAGAAUCUUUGUUGGAUGUGCAUUCAGGCCCAAUUAUCAAUGGUCGUUCUGGGGACCGUCCAACUAUUAAGAUUGGUGUGAAGUCAGAUGUUUGGUCAUUAGGUUGUAUUUUGUAUAAUUUGGUAUAUGGCCGUACACCAUUCCAGCAUAUAAGCAACCCCCUGCAAAAGCUGUCAGCAAUCUCUGAUCCUAAUACUAAAAUAAACUUCCCCGAAAUUGAGAAUAAACUCUUGUUAGAGGUGUUGCAGCUGUGCUUGCAAUUUGAUCAGCGAAAACGUCCUAGCAUCUCAGAGUUGUUAGAACACCCAUACCUAACAGCCAAGCCAGGGGAAGGUGAAACUCCAGAAAAGGAACCGCGCCUUAAGAACAUGCUACAGCAACUGUCGCAGCUCACCCCAAAUAGCUUAAGUAAAAUAACUUCGAUGAUGCAACAGAUGCAGUCAGAUACCAAGCCAGAGUUCUAAAUAUAUUUACUGGAGGAGUUUCCCACCAAUAUUCUGUAAAUAGGCUAACACAAAUAUAUAACCUAGAAGUGA
Penaeus indicus is the source of this 831-nucleotide messenger RNA. Its product is annotated as dual specificity protein kinase TTK-like. Gene Ontology annotation, cellular component: nucleus; kinetochore. The transcript has a single exon. Gene Ontology annotation, molecular function: protein serine/threonine/tyrosine kinase activity; protein serine/threonine kinase activity; ATP binding. Gene Ontology annotation, biological process: meiotic spindle assembly checkpoint signaling; chromosome segregation; peptidyl-serine phosphorylation. Lineage: Eukaryota; Metazoa; Arthropoda; Malacostraca; Decapoda; Penaeidae. Bases 1 to 759 code for a protein of 252 amino acids. The record is from RefSeq and is a predicted model, not a curated record.